Messenger RNA from Capsella rubella, 1206 nucleotides. RefSeq names its product F-box/kelch-repeat protein At2g29830. Bases 1 to 1206 code for a protein of 401 amino acids. NCBI's taxonomy places the organism in Eukaryota, Viridiplantae, Streptophyta, Magnoliopsida, Brassicales, Brassicaceae. Gene Ontology annotation, molecular function: protein binding. The transcript has a single exon. The record is from RefSeq and is a predicted model, not a curated record.
AUGGCUGUAAUCUCUGCACUUCCCGGCGGCUCUAACGGCGGCGAUGAUCCAAACAAGAAUCCUCAAGAAGUAGAAGAGAUUCAAGACAAAGAGAAUCAAAACGAGAAUCUUCAAGAAGUAGUAGAAGAGAAUCUUCCUCCUCCGGUUCCUCGAGUACAACUUCCUGGAGAUAUCAUGGAGAUCAUCAUCGCACGUGUGCCGAGAUGUUAUCAGCCGAACCUAUCUCUCGUCUGCAAAGCCUUUCUUCAACUAAUCACUUCGCCGCAGCACUUCUCAACGCGCUUGCUCUACGGCGUCACCGAACCGGUUCUUUAUGCCUUGAUCGGAGAACCAUUUAAUAUUACUCCCCUAAGCUUGUUCAUUCUCUAUCGUAGCAACCGCCCUUUACGGUUCAGCAGAGUCCCUACACCUCGUCCCAUGUAUCGUGGAUGUUCUGCCGUCACAAUCGGACACAAGAUUUACCUUAUUGGUGGUUUCGUCGGCCUUUAUGAACCCCAAAGGACUGCGGUUGUCAUCGAUUGUAGAUUCCAUACGUUUGAGAAUCUCCCAAAUAUGGAAAGGGCUCGUUGCUAUGCAGCCGCUGGAGUGGUCGACGGGAAGAUUUAUGUAAUCGGUGGUCGCCUGAAACGAGAUGAUGAUUGGGUCGAAGUGUACGAUGUAGAGCGUCGGGUUUGGGAAACUGUGCCUAGUCAAUCCCCUGACGAGGCUACUCUUGAUGGAACGUUUGGUAUAUCUGUGGUGAUGCAGGGGAGAAUCUUGUUUCGGAAUCUUGAUUGUUGUUUGGCUUACGAUCCAAGACAAGGUUUAUGGCAGUCAUGGGGACAUGAAAGUCAACUGAUGAGAUUUUGGAACUCCACGUCUUGUGUGGUUGGAGAUUUGUUGUAUACCGUUGAUCGUACGUUUUCUUUUGAGAAUCCAGUAAUGGUAUAUUAUCCGAAUGACUUGGUUUGGAGACCUCUGAUGGGUGUAUCCGCUUAUGAGUUGCGUAUGCUCAAUUAUGAAUGGUCUAAGAUGGCCAAUUUUGGUGGCAAGUUGGUGAUUUUGGGCCGCUAUUAUGUGCGCCCACGUGAUAUUUGCUGUGUAGUGAUAGCGUUGGAAACUCGUCAAGGAGGUCAGAUUCAGGGGAAGGUGGAAUCAGUCUCGCAUGUGUAUAGAGACAUGAGGAAUAGCCCCUCUAUUCAUCUUUGUCAAACUGUUACGGUUUGA